CAAUGAUUUGCUAAAAAAAACAUUUACUUUUCAAAGAGUCUUAUAAAGUUGAAUUGCAUUCAAAUAAAGUUGUAUUACAAAAUGUAUGAAAAUAUUGAAAUAAUUAAGUUCAAAAACAAGAUAACUUAUAUUUUGUAAUUGAACCUAGAGUCUUUAGUGGAUUGGAAAUUGGAUGAAAGAAAUAGUAAAAUUAAUGCCUUUGGUAUUCAGAUUGAUAAAAAAUGGGAAUACUUUUAUAUGGAGGAAUAAAAUCUUACUCUACUGAAACAAUUUCUUGAUGGGAAAGUUUAAUAUUAACACAUUUUUAAAUAGUAUCAAAUAAUAGGUUACCUUGGCAAAGGAGCUUUUGGAAAAGUAUAAUAUAAUAUUAAAAUAAUUCUUAGGUUUUUAAAUGUUAAAAUAAAUCAAAUGGAAAGGUUGUAGCAUGUAAAUCAAUAAAGAAGUGUAACCAAUAUCAUGAGAAAGUAUGAAAAUAUUCUAAUAAUUAGGAUUUUUUAAAUGAAAUUCAGUCAAUGCAAAAUCUGAAACAUCCCAAUCUGGUUUAACUUAAAGAGUUUUAUAUAGAAUAAAAACAUUUCUACAUUUUAAUGGAAUAUGUUUAGGGGGAGACGUUUAAAAAUUAUAUAAAAGUUAAUUUUUUAGAUGAAAAAGAAAAGAUAAUCAUUGUAUAAGUAAAAUAAAAAUAAAAUGAUUAGUAAUUAUUAUCCUUGGUUAAUUAUUUUCAUUCAGAAGGAUAUAUUUAUAGAGAUUUCAAACCUGAAAAUAUUCUUUUUAUUGAAAAUAAUGUGAAUAAGUUAAAACUAAUAGAUUUAGGACUGACAAUUAAAAAUGAUGAACUAUUUAGAAACAAAUAUUAAUUAUGUGGCACACCUGGUUAUAUGGCUCCAGAAGUAUUUGAAAAAACUUAUACAUAUGAUUUUAAAUCAGAUAUUUUUAGUUUGGGAGUAGUAAUUUAUGAAUUGUAAGAAUUUAUUUAAAAAUAUAUAGAUUUUCUGGGAAUUAUUUAAUGUAAGGCUAUGAUUCUAAAGAGUUAUUAAAUGUCAAUAAGUAAUUUUAAUUCAAUGAAGAGAUUGUCUAAAUAACUAAGAAUUAAACAAUUCAAAAAUUACUUUAAGGAAUGUUACAAGAGGAUCCAUUUAAGAGAAUAAAUAGUAAGGAGGCUUUAGAUAUAUUUAAAAAUAUGAAUUCAAAUAGUGAUGAAUAGUUAUCAACUAGCACAGACUGA
Paramecium sonneborni is the source of this 1225-nucleotide messenger RNA. NCBI's taxonomy places the organism in Eukaryota, Ciliophora, Oligohymenophorea, Peniculida, Parameciidae. The record is from the annotation of a GenBank genome assembly.